Trichomycterus rosablanca is the source of this 1003-nucleotide messenger RNA. RefSeq lists its product as uncharacterized. The transcript is spliced from 4 exons. The coding region runs from base 119 to 784 and encodes 221 amino acids. Gene Ontology annotation, biological process: regulation of apoptotic process; signal transduction. The record is from RefSeq and is a predicted model, not a curated record. Gene Ontology annotation, molecular function: protein binding. NCBI's taxonomy places the organism in Eukaryota, Metazoa, Chordata, Actinopteri, Siluriformes, Trichomycteridae.
AGUUUUAUUAUCCACAUUACAGGAAGAAGGAAAGAAAAACAAAAAAACAAACCAAAACAAAGGAAUCUGCACAGCGAGAAGUGAAGUGAAGCCUCGUCUCAUAUCCACCUGAGAAGCGAUGGAUGGUGAGCCAGCAGGAGGCACAAAGCUCAUACAGGAGUUAAAGGUUCAGCUGAUUGAUGCUCUGAGUGGAGAACCUGACUUGGUGCUCCAGCAUUGCCACUCAUCUGGUAUACUGACCCAGCGAGAAUAUGACCACGUCAAAGCCUCCACAGUGCCCUCUGACCAGGCCCGGGACAUUCUUGAUUACGUGAUGAAGAAAGAUAGAAAACAUGUCUGGAUGUUUCUGAAUCUCUUAAAGAGUGAAGAUAUACAGCAGGCAUUUCCUAAACUGGCUUUCCUUAACAACAUGAAUCUGAGAGCAGCAGUGAAUAAUGAGAUUAAACGAAAACAAGAGCUACCAGAAAUAGAAGUUCCCCCAAAGAAGCAGUGCAAAACCAAGAGUAAAACCGUGACGGAGAAGCAGCUGAUGCAAGUGGCCCGCUACAUCGGCAAAAACUGGAAGGAAGUGGGCAGGGUGGCACUGGAGAUCUCCAACACCAAACUGGAGCAGAUCAUGGAGGAGAACCCCCAUAACCACAGAGAGCAAGUGUUCCAUAUGCUGUGGCAAUGGAGCAUAAGAGAGAGGGAGAAAGCCUUAGCUACUCGUCUGCAUGAACUUCUGAGUCAGGAAGAGUGUGCCAUAGCACCCGGGAGCAUCGACUUCCUGCUGAAAGACAGCUGAGAGUCCAGGCUGAUCGGUUAGAGUUGUAUUCAGUCAUGCGUGUGUAGGAAGGAGUUCAUUUUAAAACACAUCUGUAUUCAGGCUGCAGAUUUAUCUCAAGACUUUACUUUUCAAGCACACAAGUAAAACUUUAUAGUUCUUUUGAAUAGAGACUUAUUUUUCUUUGUGUAAAGUCCAGUCAGCACAAUUGUCUGUCGUCGUACAUUGUGUUCCUGUACA